AUGGCAGAGCAAGGAGCAACAUAUUGCUGUGAUACAUUCCCGGUUCGUCGGUGGAUACGUAAACAUUAUACAAAAAUACGAGGAAGACAUACGGCGAACUGCAAUCAUUGUCUGAAACAAAUAGGAAUUCGACCCUUGAUUUUAUUAUUCAAUCACUUGGUACAGGUACAUUCAAAUGAAUUAACAGAAGGAGAAAAGGAAGAUAAACUUUUACAUUGGGUAUGGGAUCAUUUUACUAUAAAAGACACACAGAACGCGACAUGUAACAUAUGUGGCUCAGAACUUAAGCGCGAUCUUAUGCGGAACUUAAGUCAACACUUAAAAAAUGUGCACGGGAUAUUACCUCCAUGUACAGACGAUAUGGAUAAUGUAAGUAGCGAUGCAAACCCGGAUACAACUAUAAAAGAAGAUCAACUACACUCAGCAACUUUAACUAAAAUUUGUAAAAACAUGGAACAGAUAGGAGUUCUUGAUAAAAAUGAGACUGACCAUAUUUUGGAUCUUUCUCUACGCAGAGAUGUACAAGAACAUGCUUUGGAUCUUUCAAUCCAUAAAGGUAUGGAUAUAGCGGAAUGA
Messenger RNA from Trachymyrmex cornetzi, 576 nucleotides. RefSeq lists its product as uncharacterized. The record is from RefSeq and is a predicted model, not a curated record. NCBI's taxonomy places the organism in Eukaryota, Metazoa, Arthropoda, Insecta, Hymenoptera, Formicidae. Gene Ontology annotation, molecular function: DNA binding. Bases 1 to 576 code for a protein of 191 amino acids. The transcript is spliced from 3 exons.